Lobosporangium transversale is the source of this 980-nucleotide messenger RNA. RefSeq names its product Sec62/63 complex, subunit Sec66. Gene Ontology annotation, cellular component: Sec62/Sec63 complex. The record is from RefSeq and is a predicted model, not a curated record. The transcript has 3 exons. Gene Ontology annotation, biological process: post-translational protein targeting to membrane, translocation. The coding region runs from base 125 to 760 and encodes 211 amino acids. Lineage: Eukaryota; Fungi; Mortierellomycota; Mortierellomycetes; Mortierellales; Mortierellaceae.
CCCAUCCUCCUUUCUUAACAUUUUGAUCCUUUCAACCAUCCUUAAUCACAUCUCCCUCUCUCUCCCUCUGAUUAGCAACGCAUCUAACAAACUUCCUACAUCUAUAUAAAUAACUACUAACAGGAUGGGAUCAGUCUGGCUCGCAGUCAUUUAUAUUGGAGGCUGGAUCCUCUCCAUGAGGAUCUUUGGUUUCUUCUGGAAGAACAGGAAGUUAGCCAUCAACGAUGCUGAGCCUUGGUUUGGUGAGCAUGUAGCGCGUAACCAGUACAUUGCACUCCUUCAACAGGAAGAACCUGAAGCGACAGAAACCCAAUUGGUUGCAGCAUUGUUACGCCGUGCUAUGGAGGAUGUUAACCGUGUCUUAUCGAUGCGUGAGGACAAGCAAGUUCUCGCCAACUUGGUCAAGCAAGGAACCUUGGGUGAUGAUAUUUGGACCCAGUUUGCUCUUUCAGAGAAGGAACUCGAAGCUGAGAUUAUGGCUUUGAUCGAGGAGGCCAAUACGUUCAAGGAGGGUUGGGGUCAAACUAUUCUUCAGACUGCUAGUGAGAUGGUUAUGCAUGAAAAGACUAAGCAACUUCAGAAGGAGCUCGCCAUCAGGAGAGAGGAGGAGACUCGUAAGCAAGCCCUUCGUGAACAACGUAAGGAACAGAACAAGGCCGUGAAGGCCAAAAAGGACACCACUGUUGCUGUAAAGUCUGCAGCGGAGGAUUCGGAAGGACCCCCACCUCCCUAUACUGAGCAAGAAAAGACUGCGGCUUAAAGGCCAAUGAUAUGAAGUGUGUAAAUGGUUGUUUCUUCUUUUUAUCUUGGAAUAAAAAUGCUUUAUUUCAAUCUUUUCCUACAAUCCAUUCCAAACGCCUUCGAUCGUCGAUUAAGAAUUACGUAGAUCUUUCACAUCAUCUUGGGCGUUAUGCUUCGGGUCGCCGUGCGAGGCUCAAUUUCAAAAUUGGAAUCAACGGUUGCACGGCUGCAUUCGGUAC